Aethina tumida (small hive beetle) is the source of this 1729-nucleotide messenger RNA. RefSeq lists its product as uncharacterized. The transcript is spliced from 7 exons. Lineage: Eukaryota; Metazoa; Arthropoda; Insecta; Coleoptera; Nitidulidae. The record is from RefSeq and is a predicted model, not a curated record. The coding region runs from base 66 to 1634 and encodes 522 amino acids.
UUUUAAAAUUUAUGAUAUGAAUUUACAUUUUAAUUACCACAAAAAGGGACUCAAAUAACUCAGAAAUGCCCAGCGAUUGUGUAUACAUGGCCAAAAUCCGCAACAAUGCGGAAAAAUGCAUGUGCACCAAAAUCAUUUCUAGAAUUGAAAAGGAAAAAAGAACCGAAAUGAACGUUUUAAACCACAACAAAAAUCAAUUCCUGAGUAAAUUUUCCAAAAAAUCUUCCAAGAAUUCAGUUGCAUCUGUUGGUGGUGAUAAGUUAUAUACAUGUCAAAUCCAUCCUGGAUCCUGCGAUAAAUGCAAUAUUUCAAACAAUUAUAAGAUUCUUCGUGAUUUGCUAUUUACUGAGGAUGAAAUAGAUAUAGAAAAAAUGCUGUGCCUUCAUUUACUCUCCAAUCACGACACAUGUGAACUGACACCACCAAGAGUUGUCAGAAAAAUUAAGAUGACCAUCGAAAAUUCGCCACUAGAGAGACUUAUAUACAGAUCCAAGAGAACAUCAAAAACAAAUGAAGAUCUAAUUCAUUUAUUAAAAUCUUAUAUUUUGGAAUGUCCUAGUUUUAAAGAAAACAAGCUGUUAAUAAGUGAUAGACGAUUGGACAGAAAAUACUUAUACAAUGAAAAAGUAGCUGAACUACUGAACACAUCUUUGAAAGCCUUGGAAAUUUCAAACAAACCAAAAUUGAGAGAAAUAUUUCGAAUGGCUACAGAAGAAGAAACAUUGAUUGAUUUGAUGCAGUGCCCUAAAAUCGAAAAUUACAUUCAGAAGCUGAGUACCCUUCCUAUAUUCACAAGGUUUCGUUCGUUAACAGUACAAACACUGCAGUUUAUUAUGUUUUUGUUUAGUUGCGAAUCUUAUGUGUUAAAAUCUGCUUGGAGGAUCAAACCAGAUACUUUGAGAAUUGUGACGAGACCGAAAAUUUUGGAGUCGUUUUUAAGUGAUAUUCAUAAAACCGUACUUCAGCUACCCUCUAGAAGAAGUUUCUGUGAGAGUGAAUCAGAUAAUUUUAAUUACAUUAAAACAACUAAUUCCAAAAUCAUUAACAGUCCAGUUACCAGGAAACCUAAGAUAAACAUUAUUAAAGGAGGUGCAACUUCUAGAAAGCUGUCUAGAAACAAUAGCAGUUUAGAGUUUCCCCUCAGUAAAUCUAGCUUGACAUCUUUAGAUCGGUUGAUUGAAGAAAUUGCUAACGCACCACCAAAUUUAGAAAAGAAACAGGACGAACGGAGUUUAGAAAAACGUCUGAGCGAAAAUGUUUGCCCUAAAAUUACUCUGAGACAGAUAAACUGCGAGGCUUGCACGAUGAGAUGGUUGAACCCGUUGCCCACGCCAAAAAUCCCGAACGUAAGGAGUAAUUCGCACGUCAUGAAGACAAACAGCGCUUGCCGAUUAUCCUGCAUGAUCAACGACGAACUGUAUUCUUUAAGAAUGUUUGGCAACAGAUAUUCAGAGGAAAAUGGCAAGUACGUGCGAUUCAAGAAGCCGAAGGAAGGUGCGGAGAAUUUGAAUGUGAUUCCGGAAAUGGCUAUCAGCAGUUUGGAUUUGGAUAGAAUCAAGCACGAAAUCAGGGACAAAGAGACAAAAAAGAAACUGAGAAGUUUUUUGAGCGAGCCCAUUUGUGACAUACGAUGAUGUUCUGAUUAGUUUAUUUCAAUAUAUUUUGGCACUGAAAACCUUAUUUUCUUACUGCAAUAUUAAAAAAAUUAAUUAAAAUUGCUAAAACAGUA